Molecule: messenger RNA, 2519 nt
Organism: Heteronotia binoei (common prickly gecko)
Lineage: Eukaryota; Metazoa; Chordata; Lepidosauria; Squamata; Gekkonidae
Gene: DUSP8
Product: dual specificity phosphatase 8
Exons: 7
Coding region: 280-2235 (651 amino acids)
Biological process (GO): negative regulation of MAPK cascade; protein dephosphorylation
Cellular component (GO): cytoplasm
Molecular function (GO): MAP kinase tyrosine/serine/threonine phosphatase activity; protein tyrosine/threonine phosphatase activity
Source: RefSeq, a predicted model, not a curated record
UUCUGAUGGUGCAGAGAAAUUUGCAAGCCAUCUGCCAAAGGAAUGGCUGUAAUUGGCAUCUUUGUCCAAAUGUACCAAGAAAUAAAUAGAAAUGCACAUUAAGGAGGUGUGGCACAAUGACUUGUCAUACAGGGCCUUAGCAGCGUGGCAAGAUUUGGCUGUUUUUGAGCUGCCUCCCCUUUCCCAGUCCCUUUUGCCUCUGGGAGAUCUGAGCUGGCUCCCCCUGCCCAGGUCAUUCCCCUCCCUUCUCCCACUUGCUGCGGAAGGGACAAGUCUACCAUGGCCGGGGACAGACUUCCACGCAAAGUGAUGGAUCCGAAGAAGCUUGCCAGUCUUCUGAAGAGUGGGGCUGAAAGCACGUUGGUCAUUGACAGCCGCUCCUUUGUGGAGUACAACUCCUGGCAUGUCCUCAGCUCUGUCAACAUCUGCUGUUCCAAGCUGGUCAAGAGGAGGCUUCAGCAAGACAAGGUAUCCAUCACAGAGCUCAUCCAACCAGCCUCCAAUAUAAAGGUAUCUAAACUUGGCCCUUCAGUGGAGGCAGAAGAGCACCAAGAUGUGGUAGUCUAUGACCAGAGCACACGGGAUGCAAAUGGACUGGCAGCCGACAGUUUCCUCUCCAUUCUCCUUGGAAAGCUGGACAGCUGUUUCCAUAAUGUCUCCAUCCUUACAGGGGGGUUUGCCACCUUCUCAUCUUGCUUCCCAGGACUCUGUGAAGGUAAACCUGCUGCCAUCCUGCCAAUGAGCAUCUCUCAGCCAUGCUUGCCAGUGGCCAACAUUGGCCCAACACGUAUCCUGCCUCAUCUUUAUCUGGGCUCCCAGAAAGAUGUCUUAAAUAAGGACCUGAUGACUCAGAAUGGGAUAAGCUAUGUCCUCAAUGCCAGCAACUCUUGUCCCAAGCCAGAUUUCAUUUGUGACAGUCACUUCAUGCGCAUUCCUGUCAAUGACAAUUACUGUGAGAAGCUCCUUCCCUGGCUGGACAAGUCCAUUGAGUUUAUAGAUAAGGCCAAGGUGUCCAGCUGUCAGGUGAUAGUGCACUGCUUAGCAGGGAUCUCCCGAUCAGCCACCAUUGCCAUUGCCUACAUCAUGAAGACUAUGGGCAUGUCUUCAGAUGAUGCCUACAGGUUUGUCAAAGACCGGCGGCCCUCAAUAUCACCCAACUUCAAUUUCCUGGGUCAGCUCCUAGAGUAUGAGAGAAGUCUGAAGCUGCUCAAAGCUUUGAAGGCCCAAGGGGAGAAAAAUGAGGGGGAAUUCCAGCAAGACCAAUUUGAAGCACAGGAAGGCAACAAACACCUGUCUACCUCAGAAAAGGCCGAGGAGGUAUUAAAAAGCACAAGUGUGGAGAUCUCUUCAGUUGAUUUUGAGAGGCCAUCAGGAGUUCACAAGGUUGUCUCACCUACUGUGCUACAGCAAGGACUCAAUGGGCUGCACUUGUCUUCUGAGCGUAUCCAAGACACCAACCGACUAAAGCGUUCCUUCUCCCUGGACAUCAAGUCAGCCUACUCUCCUAGCCAGAGGCAAGAUGCCCAACAACCAACAGAGGCAGGAGAAACCCCCAAGCUUUGUAAGCUUGACAGCCCAUCAGGCCCUAAUGGUACAUGCCAAUUCUCUCCUGUUCCAGAUAGUCCAGACUGGCCUAGUGGUCCUGACUUCCUUCUAGAGGCCAAAGUACGACAGAGGCGGAAGCAUCGACAUCAGGCAGGCUCUCCUGCCCAUGGGCUGAGCCUUAAUUUCAGUGGAGUGUGUGCCAUGCAUAAAAGCACCAGCAUGGAGGACAGUCUCAAGCAGACACUUCGGCUGAGCCUUCCCAGUGUGGGGCAACAGCUGGCCCAGCCAGUCACCACCCCAACCUCUGCCGGCACUUGGGGGACGCACUUGGAAUCCCCCAGCACUCCUUCGUCAGAGAAUCCCUGGUACUUCAGCACCGACUUGGCAUCAGGCAGCAAAGGCAGUGGGAGCGGGACUCUGUUUGCCAGUGCCACCACCUACUCUUCAUUCAGCUGCAGCACAAUCCAGGCGAGUUGUGAAAUCAGACUGAGGGACAAGCAGCGAGGGGAGCAGCGGGAUGUGCGGCACAGCUGGCACGAGGACAGCACAACUGAGAAGCAAUUCAAGAGAAGGAGCUGCCAGAUGGAGUUUGAAGAGACCUUGUCAGAGAGCAGGUCUCGAGAAGACCUGGGCAAAAUCAGCAAACAGUCUAGCUUUUCAGGCAGCAUGGAAAUCAUAGAGGUGUCCUGACGUUCACCAUGUGAAAUUUGAGAACAAGUGUGUGUGCAUUGGUCAGUGGGAUGGGUGGGUGGGAAUACUGGCAAGAUAUUUAACUGGGGAGAAGCAAGGCAUGGGUAGGGGUGGGAGUAUUAUUUAUAUGCCUGUAUGCAUUUCCAAAGUGCACACAUGCUAAAAUGAAGGCAAGGCGAAAUGAAUCCGAAGUCAAGAAACAUAAUGGUGCAUGCUUAGUGCUCUUUUUCGCUCCUACCUCCACCUCCAAAAUGAACCACAGCCACAUUCCCUUAUUGGAGGGG